GGAAGCGUAAGCGGGGGGCGGGGCCUGCGGCGGAAGUGGGGCGGGGGCGGGGCCGCGGGCGGCGGCGGCGGCGGGGAGCCGGGCGUCCGCCAUGGGUCUGACGGCGCCGCUCUGCCCCAGGCAUGGACGAUGGCUUCCUCAUGGAGGUGUGCGUGGACUCGGUGGAGUCCGCCGUCAACGCGGAGCGCGGAGGUGCCGGCCGGAUCGAGCUGUGCGCGGGUCUCGUGGAAGGAGGGACCACCCCCAGCAUGGGGCUCUUGCAGGUGGUGAAGCAAUGCGUGAGAAUCCCCGUCUUCGUGAUGAUCCGACCUCGCGGCGGAGAUUUCCUCUACUCAGACCGUGAGGUGGAAGUGAUGAAAGCCGAUAUCCGCCUUGCCAAGCUGCAUGGGGCUGACGGGCUGGUGUUCGGGGCCCUCACUGAGGAUGGGCGCAUUGACACAGAGCUCUGCACAGCGCUGCUGGCGGUGUGUCGUCCCCUGCCAGUCACAUUUCACCGAGCCUUCGACAUGGUGCACGACCCUCUGGUGGCAUUGGAGACCCUGAUUUCUCUGGGGUUUGAGAGGGUGUUGACAAGUGGCUGUGACAGCUCAGCGCUGGAAGGAUUAUCCUUAAUUAAGAGGCUUGCGGAACAGGCGAAGGGCAGAAUUGUGGUGGUGCCAGGGGGUGGCAUCACAGAGCGCAACCUGCAGAGGAUUCUGGAAGGCUCCACUGCUUCUGAGUUUCACUGCUCUGCUCGCUCAGCCCGAGACUCAGGAAUGAAGUUCAGUGUACGAAUCCAGCGGUGCUCAUCAUCUGGACGCGAGCUCCAUGCAUACCUGGAUCCUUGGGGCAUUUCUUCUGCUACUGCUGCCCUAGGGCUUGUGAGUGCACUUGUGUGGCACUUAGGAAGGCAGGUUCUGGUGUAGUAGCCUUAAAACUUUUAACACUGAAAUGUGUAGGAUUUGGGAGGCCAGUGGGUUGUUCCUCUGAGGAGUGAGUGAGGAAUGGCUUACAUUUGUCCACAGGCCUGCACUGGGUUUCUGUUGAUGCUGUUAUUUCUUGCCUUUGGGUUAUUUUUCUUUCUAUUAAUGUCUCUUCUUUGGUCUGGGUGGCACCAGCAGGUUCUCUGGCCACUGCUGAGACUACAGGAGAGAGUGCAUUUUCGUUACUUACUCAUCUGUAUCACCUGCACAUAGUAA
Molecule: messenger RNA, 1178 nt
Organism: Chroicocephalus ridibundus (black-headed gull)
Lineage: Eukaryota; Metazoa; Chordata; Aves; Charadriiformes; Laridae
Gene: CUTC
Product: cutC copper transporter
Exons: 8
Coding region: 123-905 (260 amino acids)
Molecular function (GO): copper ion binding
Source: RefSeq, a predicted model, not a curated record